Colletotrichum truncatum is the source of this 1458-nucleotide messenger RNA. RefSeq names its product Amidophosphoribosyltransferase. Lineage: Eukaryota; Fungi; Ascomycota; Sordariomycetes; Glomerellales; Glomerellaceae. The record is from RefSeq and is a predicted model, not a curated record. Gene Ontology annotation, biological process: purine nucleobase biosynthetic process; purine nucleotide biosynthetic process. Gene Ontology annotation, cellular component: cytoplasm. Gene Ontology annotation, molecular function: amidophosphoribosyltransferase activity.
AUGGCUGCUAAGGUCUUUGACGAGGGUCGCCGUGUUGCCAACCUGCCCGGCUUCAUGGGCAUCGCGCACUUGAGAUAUCCCACCGCCGGAACCUCUUCCGCCUCAGAGGCUCAGCCCUUCUACGUCAACUCCCCCUUCGGCUUGUCCAUGAGCGUCAACGGAAACCUCGUCAACCCCGGAGAGCUUCUCACCUUCCUCGACCACGAGGCCCACCGUCAUGUCAACACCGACUCCGACUCCGAGCUUCUGCUCAACGUCUACGCUUACGCCCUGAACGAGCUGGGUAAGAACCGAGCCAACAUGGACGAUGUCUUCACUGCGUUGCGCGAGGUGUAUGCGCGGUGCCACGGCGCUUUCGCCUGCACCGGAAUGAUCGCCGGCUUCGGUAUUCUCGGUUUCCGCGACGCCAACGGUAUCCGACCCCUUUGCCUCGGCUCCCGUCCCUCCGCCACUUUGAAGGGUGCCAAGGACUACUUCAUGGCCUCCGAGUCCAUCUCCCUGAGACAGCUCGGCUUCAGCGACAUCAUCGACAUCCUCCCCGGACAGGCCGUCUUCAUCGAGAAGGGCGGCGUCCCCCACUUCCGCCAAAUCGUCGAGAGAAAGUCCUACACUCCCGACAUCUUCGAGUACGUCUAUUUCGCUCGCCCAGACACCAAGAUGGACGGAUUGUCAGUACACCGCAGCCGACAGAGCAUGGGUCUGAAGCUGGCCAAGAAGAUGAGGAAGACACUGGGAGAGCAGGCGAUCAAGGAUAUUGACGUCAUUAUCCCUGUUCCGGAGACGAGCAACACGGCAGCCGCCGUUCUGGCCGAGGAGCUGAACAAGCCCUUCUCCAACGCGUUUGUCAAGAACCGUUACGUCUACCGUACCUUCAUUCUUCCCGACCAGAAGAUGCGCCAGAAGGGUAUCCGCCGCAAGCUCUCUCCUAUCACGGACGAGUUCAAGGGCAAGGUCGUGUGCCUUGUCGACGAUUCUCUUGUUCGAGGAAACACCUCCCGCGAGAUUGUCCAAAUGGCGAGAGAGUCGGGAGCCACCAGGGUUCUGUUUGUUUCUUGCUCUCCCGAGAUCACACAUCCCCACAUCCAUGGUAUCGACCUUGCCGACCCGAAAGAACUCAUUGCUCGCGGCAAGACGCCGGAACAAGUAGCCACUCUUAUCGGCGCUGACGAGGUCAUCUACCAAGAUCUCGAGGACCUCAAGGCCGCAUGCUUCGAGGCAGUAGAUGAGGGCAAGAAGAGCGACAUCACAGACUUCGAGGUUGGCGUCUUCUGCGGCCAGUACAAGACCGCAGUGCCCCCCGGCUACGCUGAGCACCUCAGCGAUCUGCACCAGACGGAGAAGGACGCGGCCGCCACGAAUGAACAGGCAAAGGCUUCCAAGAACCUUGUUGCCAACGGUGCUGGCCCGAGCCCGGCCUCGCAAGAGGACCCUAGCAUUCACAACCUCAUCAAGUCCUGA